UUCUAUUAUAAAUGUCGUAUGACUUUGAAUCAAUGAAUUAAUGUUAUUUAAAAAAAAAAAAAAAUUACUCCUGUACUAGUAUUACACGCAGUUUUAUCACGCAAAGCAUUAAGCAGGCACACUGUAACUCCCGCCAUUUGACAAACCAAUCUUUCUCUCUCCUCAAACCCAGAAUUUCGAUCAUCAAACAACACUAAAAAACAUGCAACUCAACAAUUUUACUCCAGGUGACAACGUAGAAAUCAUCAAAACCUCGAAAUUCACGACUUCAUUCUACCCAGCAAAAAUCAUUCUCCAAGAAACCGACAAUCAAACGAGCAAGAGAAAAAGAAGGAAGAAGAACAAGAGAAACAAAGAAGAUGAUGAUGAUUAUGAUGAAGAAGAUGAAGAAAAAGAGGUGGUUUUUAUGGUACAGUAUCAAACCCAUUUAAACGACAUUGUUUAUUUCGUUGAUUCCGGCGACAUUCGACCUGUUCCGCCGGAAAAUGACCUCACUGAUCGCCGGAAGUUUGAAAUUCACGAGAAAGUGGAUGUUUUGCGAGAUGGGUGUUGGAUUAAAGGUACGAUUUUGGGGAUUUUGUAUGAGGGUUUGAAGUAUUUGGUGGAAAUUGAUGGUGAUGAUGAUGUUCCAAUUGAAGUGGGUAGGUCUUGUUUGAGGGUUCAUCGUGAUUGGUGUGAUGGGUUUUGGAAUCCUCCUUUUGAUUAUGUUCAGAGAAACUCAAUCAAGAUGGAACAAAAUGCUAUUUGUAAGCCAGAGACGAUCGCUGAAGUCAGAACUCAUGCCAAUAGCAGGAAAUUGAAGUUAAGGUUCAAAGGGGCCGAAAGAUUAUUAAAGGCGAAGUUUAGCCCUAAGACAGCUGUUGAGGUCAAAAGUGAUCAGGAUGGGUAUCAAGGCUCUUGGUAUACUGCUAUUGUUGUUGGCUCAGCUGGAGUUGGCAAGUUUCUGGUGGAAUACCAGACCCUCAAAACUGACGAUGAGAUGGAGCUCCUCAAAGAAGUUGCAAAUGAACAGGACAUGAGACCUUGCCCCCCGGAGAUUCCUCGACAUCAUAGAUACAAGGCCCAUGAAGAAGUAGAUGCUUGGUAUAAUGAUGGAUGGUGGGAAGGUGUAAUUUAUGAGGUUCUUGAUGACUGGAAAUACAUUGUCUUCUUUGCUUCAACAAACGAGAAGUUAGUUUAUCAGCAUCCAAACCUGAGACCUCACCAGAAUUGGGUUGAUGGGAAAUGGGUUCUAGCUUUGCCGAAUUCUAUAAACGAGAUGAAUUUUGCCUCAGAAGAAGCACUACGAGAAAAUUUUAGAGAAGGUAUGCUGAUAGAGGUCAGAAAUGAUGACGCUGGUGACACGUGUUCCUGGUACACAGCCACUAUCAUCGGAUUUGUAGAGAAGAAAAAGUUCCUGGUUGAAUAUGACAGCCUGAAAACUAAUGAUGAGAAGCACACUUUAAGACGAGAAGUGUCUGCUAUCGACGUUAGACCUUUGCCUCCUUGUAAUCUGCAUUUUGGUCGGUAUAAAUGUUCUGAGGAAGUUGAUGCUUGGCGUGAUGGUGGGUGGUGGGUAGGUGCAGUUUCAGAAGUUCUGAAUAGAAAUAAGUAUAUUGUGCAAUUUUCUUCUGCUGGUGGUGAUAAGUGGGAAUAUGAUCAUAUGAGUUUGAGACCUCAUCAGGAUUGGAUUGAUGGAAAAUGGAUAACUCAUGAGCAUAGGUCAUCUGACUUAAAAUUGAGAACUUCAUCCUCUGAAAGGCGAUGCGCUCAAAGCGAAGCUGACAGAAGUUUUGGCAAGGGUACAAGGGUUGAGGUUAAAAGCAAUGAGCCAGGCUAUGAAGGAUCUUGGUACACUGCAGUUAUUGUUAGAUCAACAAGAAAGGGUACAUAUCUGGUACAGUAUCUGACACUCAAGACAGAGGAUGAAAUAGAAUCUCUCAGAGAAGAGACUGAGGCUCAAAAUAUCAGACCAUGCCCUCCUAAGAUAGAAGUGAGUGGCUGCUAUUUUUUGCUUGAGAAAGUCGAUGCCUGGUAUAAUGAUGGGUGGUGGGAAGGUGUGAUUUCUAAAGUUCUUGCUGAUAAGAAAUACAUGGUGUAUUUCGAAACAUCCAGAGAGGAAUUGGAAUUUGAUGAUGUAUAUUUGAGGACUCGUCAAGAAUGGAUUAACGGGAACUGGAUAGCUGCAAAUAAGGUAUGACUUCGAAUUUGCAGGAGACUGAUGUUUUAACUGAGAAGUUAGUUUGAGAAGAAUUCAACAGUCUGCAAACUCUACUCAGAGAGUCAGAGUUAUCUCCACCGUGGCUAUUUACCAAACUGUUUACCAGUAAGUUUACUCAGAGGGGAUAAUUUUGUAAUUUUCCCUUGGAGUGGGCCCUACCAUCGUACUCUCUCUUGUUCCGCAGAGAACGUAUGAACCUUCUCCUACCCUUAUUGUUUUUUUUGGCAACGGGAAAACAAGAAACAACCUAAUGGCGCAAUCAGCAUUUCUACAAACCUUUUGACGACAACAUAAUCAAUAUUAUUAAACAAAGAAAUCAAAAUAUAAAUUAAAUGGUGUAGAUCCUUAUGCGUCUUCAUCGGACUUUGGAGACAUCGAGCAGCAAGAGAAGAAUUUGUCCGAGACAUUACAUUCUUCGGUUUUGGCUACCAUUAUUGUUGAUGGGUGUUAUUUCUUCCAGCUAUUCAUCAAAUUUGGCCUUGUCUGGUACUCUUGUCACUAAAUAAUUCAGAGAUAAAAUGCCAAUUUUCGAGUGUGAUGCUAGAUCGUCCAGAUUUCCCAACAUCUACUGUUGUAAAUCAUAUUUUACCCAUUUCCAUUUAACUCUUGUAUAGUUUACUAGUUUAGCAUAAACUUAGUAUGUAUAUAGUUGAAAUCCAUCCCUUUUGCAAAGUUGACUCCAUUAUAUGGGAAUAUAUAACUGUUAUGAA
This is a messenger RNA of Beta vulgaris subsp. vulgaris (sugar beet), 2910 nucleotides long. RefSeq names its product protein AGENET DOMAIN (AGD)-CONTAINING P1. The record is from RefSeq and is a predicted model, not a curated record. The transcript is spliced from 4 exons. Bases 203 to 2179 code for a protein of 658 amino acids. NCBI's taxonomy places the organism in Eukaryota, Viridiplantae, Streptophyta, Magnoliopsida, Caryophyllales, Amaranthaceae.